AAGGUUUUGGAGAUUACCGAUUUUGUGGCCAAAGAUUCAUCUCUUUAUUCAUUUGUCCGAGCUCCUCGACCCUUGAUUAUGAUCAGAUUCAUCAGAGUCUUCCUCAAGUUUUCAAUGCCUAAAGCAAGGAUACACCAGAUUUUCAAAAGAUCAUCUCAACAGAUUUAUAAUGUAACACUUUUCUUCCUCUUCUUCAUGACUCUUUAUGGUUUACUUGGUGUUCAAUUGUUUGGUCCAUUAACUCGCCAUUGUGUUGUCAAUGGCACCAAUCCAUCGCAACUUCACCUUAAUCAUCUUGCCAUUCCAGAUGCUCAUUGUUCACAUGAUGGAAUACAUGGCCAUAAAUGUCCAGAAGGAAUGGAAUGCAUGGAAUUAGCAUUAGAGAAAAAGAUUCUUGGUUAUACCGGAUUUGAUCAUAUUUUUCACUCUUUUUUCACCGUUUAUCAAGUUUCAUCUCAAGAAGGUUGGUCUCACCUAAUGUACCAAGCAAUGGAUUCCCUUCCAGCCUGGAGAGCGGCAGCUUAUUUUAUAACAAUGAUCUUUUUUCUGGCCUGGUUGGUUAAAAAUGUCUUUAUUGCCGUAAUUACGGAAACCUUCAAUGAGAUUCGUGUCCAGUUUCAACAAAUGUGGGGUGAAAGAGUAACAAUAACACCAGAGGCAACACCGCAAAUAUUACGAGGUGAUGAUUCGGGUUGGAAAUUGAUUGAGGUUGACGAAAACCAUAGUGGUGGUAAAUUUCGUGCUCCACGCUGUUUACGACAAUUUAUUCAAACAGCAGCCUUUCAAGUGAUUGUAAUGAUGGGAAUUGUAGUUGAUGCCAUUGCUGCUGCUUCCGUGUCCUUUGAACAUGAUGGUCGACCUCGGUGGGAAUUUUAUAAAUCUUAUUAUUAUGCAGAGAUAGCAAUGACUAUAUUUUUUGACAUUGAGCUGUUGUUGAAGCUCUGGUGUUAUGGAGCAAAAGGUUACUAUCGCUUAACCUUUCACAAAUUUGAAUUAACUCUGGCAGUCAUGACAACUCUACACAUUAUUCCAAAUUUGUUUCUUUCAAUGUUGGCCUUUUUUCAAGUUCUCAGAGUUAUCCGGUUAAUCAAAGCUUCACCUGUUCUAGAAGACUUUGUCUCCAAAAUUUUUGGUCCUGGUAAAAAAUUGGGUUCUCUAAUAAUCUUUACAAUGUGUCUACUGAUUAUCAUUUCUUCCAUUUCCAUGCAACUUUUUUGUUCUCUCAAGUAUUACAACAAAUUUCGUACAUUUCCAGAGGCUUUCAUGUCAAUGUUUCAAAUAUUAACCCAAGAAGGUUGGACUGAGGUGAUGAAUGAGACAAUGUUACGAACCAAGGAAUCGUUUGCUCCACUAGUUGCUGUUUACUUGAUUACUUAUCAUCUUUUUGUUUCACUGAUUGUUCUUUCUCUUUUUGUCGCCGUUAUCCUGGACAACUUGGAAUUGGAUGAGGAUAUAAAAAAGGUCAAACAGUUGAAGGCACGAGAACAAUCAGCUUCAAUUAGUGAAGCGCUUCCACUGCGAUUAAGAGUCUUUGAAAGAUUUCCCGAUUCUCCUCAGAUGGCCAAGUUAAACGUUAUUUCAUCUGAGUUUGUUUUACCCAAAGUCCGUGAAUCUUUUAUGCGAUCAUUUAUUGAUGACGAAGAAGAAGAAACUCCGUCAAUGAAGAAAAUUGCUCCUGAUCAAGACGCAUUGAUUACCUAUAGAAAAAGCUUUCCCAUUCGCCUAUUAACUUCACCUGCUAAAGUGAGAACCACCAACUUUGUAAUCAGGAAAAGCUCAGUUAACCGAAUUGUUAAUGAUUCAAAUUAUCAUCGUUUGUUGAUUGGUGAUUCUGGACAAAUUUUUGUUCCCGGUAAAAAUCAAAGGAUUGGUGAUCAGUGUGGAACCAAGUUAACUCGUUAUGAUGCUAAAUCAAUGAGACGAUCAGUGAGAGGUUCAAUCAAAAUGAAACAUACUUAUGAUCAUUUAAAGGAAAAUGGUGGAGAGAUAACUGAUAAUCCUGCUGCUGGUGCAACUGCUCGUAAUCCUCAUGAUUUUGACAUCAAAUUGUUGCAAAGGAAGAGACAACAAGCUGAAAUGAAAAGGAACCAACGAGAAGAAGAUCUUAGGGAAAACCAUCCUUUCUUUGAUACUCCAUUGUUUCUUGUUGGAAGAGAAAGUCGAUUCAGACGAAUCUGCCAAUUCAUUGUUUAUUCACGUUAUGACCCUAGGAUUAGAGACCCUGUUACAGGAAAAGAAAGAAAAAUUCGUUACAAAGGAAUUCACAAUUUACUCGGUUUAGUAACUUAUCUGGACUGGAUAAUGAUAAUUGUGACAACCUUAAGUUGUAUAUCAAUGAUGUGUGAGAAGCCACAUUAUAGAAUAGCAAACAAUUCUGAACUUCAAAUCAUGGAAUACGUUUUUGUGACAAUGAUGGCUAUUGAACUGUCUCUGAAAACUUUGGCUGAUGGUCUUUUAUUCACACCUAAAGCUUUGGUCAAAGAUGUUACCGGAAUCAUGGAUCUUUUCAUAUUCACAGUCUCUUGUGUAUUCAUCUCUUGGAUGCCCGAAAAGGUUGAACCAAGUUCAAAACAACAAGCAAUUUUGCUUCUUCGAUGCAUUCGUCCACUUCGAAUCUUCAGUCUUGUUCCUCACAUGAGAAAAGUGGUUUACGAAUUAUGUCGGGGUUUCAAAGAGAUUGCACUUGUCUCCGUUUUACUGUGUGUCCUACUAUUUACAUUUGCCUGUUAUGGUGUCCACAUGUUUGGUGGUCGAUUGGCUCGUUGUAAUGAUCCUGAUAUCAAUACACCGGAAGAGUGUGUUGGUGUGUUUUUCCGACGUCUUUUUGUAACCAAAAUGAAAGUCAGUUCACCGCCAGAUGAUGAAAAUUAUCCUGAAAUUUUGGUUCCUCGAGUUUGGGCUAAUCCUCGGCGAUUUAACUUUGAUAGCAUUGGCAAUGCAAUGUUAGCAUUGUUUGAAGUGCUUUCCUUCAAAGGCUGGUUGGAUAUUCGAGAUGUUAUACUCCAGCGACUUGGCCCUGUUUAUACAAUUUAUAUUCAUGUUUAUGUUUUCCUUGGCUCAAUGAUUGGAUUAACAUUGUUUGUUGGUGUUGUUAUCGCCAAUUAUGGUGAAAAUAAAGGAACAGCUCUAUUGACUGUCGACCAAAGACGAUGGUGUGAUCUUAAAAAGCGUCUGAAAAUUGCUCAACCUUUACACCUUCCACCAAGACCCGAUCACCACAAGAUCAGAGCAUUUUUCUAUGAUAUAACGCAACACAUUGCAUUUAAACGUCUUAUCGCCAUCCUCGUUUUAACGAACAGUUCACUUCUCUGUGUAAGCUGGGACAAGAAUGCAAGUCAUACAGUCCCAUUGGCCACUGUUUCUUCCGUCCUAACAAUGAUGUUUACCAUCGAAGUUCUAAUCAAAGCAAUCGCCUUUACUCCGAGAGGUUACUGGCAAUCAAGGCGUAAUCGUUAUGAUCUUUUAGUGACAGUUUUAGGUGUUGUCUGGGUCAUUUUACACUACACAUUAAUGAAUGAAAUCAGCUAUUCAUUUGGCUUUAUCGUGGUCAUUUUACGCUUUUUCACCAUCACGGGUAAACACGCAACACUCAAAAUGCUGAUGCUCACUGUGGCAGUUUCCGUUUACAAAUCCUUUUUCAUCAUUAUGGGAAUGUUUCUCCUCAUCCUUUUCUAUGCUCUAAUGGGAGUCAUCCUUUUUGGAACAGUUAAACAUGGUGAAGCUAUUGGAAGACACGCCAAUUUUAGGACUGCUAUACAUGGUAUCAUAACUCUAUUCCGAAUUGUUACUGGUGAAGAUUGGAAUAAAAUAAUGCAUGAUUGCAUGAUCAGUUAUCCUUAUUGUACACCUGGUGAUAAUUACUGGGAAACUGAUUGUGGCAAUUUUAAAUUUUCAUUGCUUUAUUUUUGCUCCUUUUAUGUUAUCAUUACCUACAUUGUUCUUAAUUUAUUAGUGGCCAUUAUUAUGGAAAACUUUUCACUUUUCUAUUCAAACGAGGAAGAUGCUUUGUUGAGUUAUGCUGAUAUCAGAAAUUUUCAGAAUACCUGGAAUAUGGUCGAUACCCAACAAAGAGGAAUGAUUCCUGUUAACAGGGUUAAAUUUUUACUUCGAUUGUUAAAAGGUCGUUUGGAAGUUGAUUUGGAAAAGGACAAGUUGCUGUUUAAACACAUGGUACACGAAAUGGAGAGACUUCACAAUGGUGAAGAUGUUACGUUUCACGAUGUUAUUAGCAUGUUGUCCUAUCGAUCUGUUGAUAUUCGUAAAAGUUUACAAUUAGAAGAGUUAAUGGCCCGAGAAGAAUUAGAAUAUAUUAUUGUUGAAGAAGUAGCCAAGAAAACGAUUCGUUCAUGGUUAGAUAAAUGUUUCCGUCGCAUAAAACUAUUGAAAAAUUCAUCAAGUUUAAUACAAAACUUGAGAGCAACAAAUGCACUUCUUUACGAGAAACUCGCAGAAGGAACAAGCUUGGGACUAGAAGAGCCUUCACCAGAGAGGAGAAGGUCAAUCAAAGAGGAAAAAGUGACCGAAGAUGUUAAUAAAGAAAUAGUUGCCUCUCACGGUGAAAUUGGAAGCUCAAGUACCCUGGUUUCAGCCGGUGGAAUGGGCCAAGGUGGAAUGUCAAGCUCAAUGUCGGGUGGAACAAGUGGAUCUUCAUUGGGUGGAGGGCAAGGUGGUCACAUCAGUGGAGGAAUGGGAAGUGGUUUAACUGUUGGAGGUGUUAGUGGCCAAUCAGGAGCUGCUGAUGCUGGCUUGACAACUUCACGGUGGACCAAGAAAAAGCCUCCAAGUAGAUCGGAGAGCUUGAAUACUCCAUUUCCAGGAGCUUCUGGUAAAGGAACUUCCAUGGCUGGUAAAAAGUUUCUCGCACCGAGUAACAUGGAUGGUUCUCGAGGUAAAGAUAAGACCAAUGAUUUGUUAACAUUGAAAGGAGCAACCAGCAAAUGGACAAGUAAAAUCAAUGGAGGAAUGAGUGGAGCAUCAAACGCUUCAGGUGAUCCUAGCAACGAUUCUAAUAUUGUAAUGAGUCCAAGUGGUGUUGGAUCAUCUAUUGGAACUGGUGUUAUCAAUAAUCAAGGAAUUUUAGCCUCUAAUGAAAUGAAUGAUGACGAUGGUGACACUGGAGAUAAAUGGUUAUCCUUUUCAGUGGCUCAUUGUAAAAAAAAUACAAACUUACCCAAAGUAUCAUCGUUGGUUGAUGAAGUGCAUGCUUGGUGGUCAUGUCAACUUGAAAACCAUAAAACUAAAAAUACAUCGACAUCAGCAGAUUGUGCUGCUUAUUAAAUUUUAUUUUAAGUCCAAAUUGUUCAAACUUGCCAAAACAAUCCGCUUCCAUUAUUAUAAAGAUUAAAAUUUUAGCAAAUGAGAUUACAGUUCCAUGUAAAUCUACCAACACUAAGAAUCAUUAACAUUAAAAUCAUUUUGAUAAAAUUAAAA
Molecule: messenger RNA, 5430 nt
Organism: Tetranychus urticae (two-spotted spider mite)
Lineage: Eukaryota; Metazoa; Arthropoda; Arachnida; Trombidiformes; Tetranychidae
Gene: na
Product: sodium leak channel non-selective protein na
Biological process (GO): positive regulation of synaptic transmission, GABAergic; positive regulation of synaptic transmission, cholinergic; monoatomic ion transport
Cellular component (GO): plasma membrane
Molecular function (GO): monoatomic cation channel activity
Source: RefSeq, a predicted model, not a curated record